This is a messenger RNA of Phaedon cochleariae (mustard beetle), 2291 nucleotides long. The record is from the annotation of a GenBank genome assembly. Lineage: Eukaryota; Metazoa; Arthropoda; Insecta; Coleoptera; Chrysomelidae.
AAGUCAAACUCAUGACUGUGCUGUUGUUGGGAGAAAGGUUUUGCAGUCUCAUAAACUUUUAUUUACGUUUGAGAUAACAAAUUAAUAAGGUGUUUUGGUGUCCGACUAUUCCCGAUAAAAGUGAUUUCCUUACGUUGUGGUUCAAUUGGAGCUUGCAUUGCAGUAACACAUCCUUUUUUAUAAGACGAAAUGAGUGAAGUGCUAUUUAAUUUGAAGUGCCAAAUACAUUUCUAAAGUUUUGAUGCAGUCUCCAGUCUGGUGCAUCCAAUGUUCUCAUAUUCUACAGCACAUUUGUAUCGAUAUUUUAUUUGAUCAGGUAGCAGGCUUGAACGUGAUGUAGUCAUAUUAAUUUAUGAAUGAUAAAUAUUAAUUGAACACUGAUCACUCAUUUCCCUUUGAAGUCAAGAUUUGCAGAUGUCAAGUGAAGUGAUGCCUAAAAAACUCCUGAUUUUGAUGUAUCUGUCUUGAAAAAUUUGAAGUAUGUGUAUCAAAGAGAGUCAUCAGGUACUCAACUGUACACAAAUGUGUACAUAUUUGGUUAACACUACAUGAUUAUUGAACACAGUAUUAUGAUGUACCCAUCAAAUAAAAAUGAAUCAGCUGCUAAAUCUAAAAUUUCCUGCCAAUAUGACAACCCUUGCAACCCAAAGGACAGUGAUUACGAAAAGUUAUUCUGCCCAAAUAAUGAACUCUCUGAGCCUUCCAGGACUCGAAGUGACAGACUGAAAACAGGCUCUUCCUGCCAAGCUUUGAAGCAUGCUGUAGCUGCCCUGCACCGAAUAGAUGACUUCCACAAGGAAAAAAUUGGAGAGGGUUUCUUCUCAGAGGUAUUCAAGGUGACGGACCAGUCCACCGGUCAAGUGAUGGUGCUCAAGAUGAAUACCCGCCACUCGAACAGACGGAACAUGCUCAAGGAGAUCGAGCUGAUGAACCGACUGUCGCACCCCAACAUCCUUCGGCUCAAGGGCGUUUGCGUGCAUCAGGGGCAGCUGCACGCCCUUACCGAGCACAUCGACGGCGGGUCGCUGUAUCAGCUGAUCCAGGAUAGGGCGGUGGAGGUGGCUCAGGAGACCAGGGUGGGAGUGGCCAGGGACGUGGCCAGGGGGAUGGAGUACUUGCAUUCGAAGGGGGUGAUACACAGGGACCUGACCAGCAAGAAUAUCCUGAUCAAACCGCUGGACAACGGCAGAAUACGCGCCAUCGUAGCCGACUUUGGCCUGUCGACGGACAUUCCCGAUCCGAAAGAAAAGGAGAGAACGAAACUGCCCAUUGUCGGAUCGGCCUACUGGAUGUCGCCCGAGAUGCUCAAGGGCAAGCACUACGACGAACGCAGCGACAUUUUCGGCUACGGCAUCGUCUUGUGCGAACUGAUCGCCAGAGUGGAGGCAGAUCCGGACUACCUGCCGCGGACCGACAACUUCGGCCUGGACUAUCUGGCCUUCACCGAGCUGUGUGAGCCGAACGUCGUACCUGAGUUUUUACGGUUGGCCUUCAGAUGUUGUAACGUGGAUCCCAAAUGUCGGCCAACGUUCGCCGAGAACGUGCGCACGUUGAGCGACAUUCUGAGCGACGUGAAACAGCAACAACCGGAAGCAAUCGGAGACAAGGAGAAGCGCAUGGCCGGAUGCGCCGCGAAAAGCGAAGAACAGCUCACCGUUCUGGCGCACCAGUCCUGCGCUCCGCAACACCAGAAAACCCACCACCGCCGCUCCCUCUCCGAGGACACCACCAUGCUCUGCCCCGCCCUCGCCACGCCCAGCGACAAGGCGCGCCGCCACGCCCUCCUCAUGUGCCGCCAGGACCCCCACUACACCCCGCGCACCACCAACCCCUUCCUCUCGCUGCAUUUCCGCGGCCACCAAAAGUUCCUCGGCAACUUCUCCUCCUGCCUCGAGAUCCCCGCCCCCGAAGCGCCCACAUCGCUGCCCGGCAGCGGCUCCAAUUGGUCGGAGGAGGGGCUACGGAGGCGUGGCUCGUGCGAGUCGGGGUUCUACUCGAGCGUGGGGGAGUGUCUGUCGCCCAAUAGCGUGUGGGGCAGCUCGCUGCCGUCGUUAGAGCAUGCGCAUGCGUGGUGUAAGCGCGCCUCAUCGAUUUACACGGACAGCAGCGAGGACGUGUCAGGGUCGGAUUGGCCCGACGAGAUGCAGCCGAAUAUUUCGACGAUCGUGGAGCAAGAUUCGGGCGGGUCGAGCACGUGUUCGCAGGUCAGCGUGCCGAGGACGAAGUGCUCGCGAUUGGUUGUUUGCGAGGGGGCUGUCAGGUCGAAGUUGCCGCUGUUCGAUAAGAAGUAG